Prorocentrum cordatum is the source of this 838-nucleotide messenger RNA. Lineage: Eukaryota; Dinophyceae; Prorocentrales; Prorocentraceae. The record is from the annotation of a GenBank genome assembly.
GCCAAACUUCGAGCACACGGCCUACCCGGUGUUGAUCGCCUCCAAUGAUUUCGAGAAGUGGUGGAUCGCUUCCGACCGGUUGGAUUCGACACCGAUGCCUUAUUUUCCUAGCACGGACGCCGAUGAGGCACCCGUGUACCAGUACAUCACGGACAAUUGCACCCGCCCGCCUUUCGAGACUGAUACCACGGACUCCUCGGACACGGCUUCUAUGGACCCCAACGAGGACAAUUACGCCUCGCAGCCCGUGUACGUGAUGGUGUGCGUUACGUGGAAGGCUGCGAGCGUGGUUUGGCACCAGCAGGAGGACAGCCAUACGAUGACGACGGAGCACAUCGAGCAGUAUUGCGACGCCGUGGGUGGCGUGGCGGGCUGGCCGUGCGCUUCGAACCCCCUGGCGGGCGACCUCCCCGGCGCCACGGACGGCAUUAUCGACGUGGACAACGAGGCGGGGCUGUCGACGGUGGCGGGGGUGCAGCUCAACGCGAGCUUCGAGGGCAAGGUGGUCCUGCGCGGUUGCCUGGACUGGCCGGGCGACGCGGCGAACAAGGAGUGUAAGACCGCCUCCACCCAGAUGUCGAGGUGGCCCUGCCAGAAGUGCCAGUACAAGAGCACCGACGGCCCCAGCGGCCCCAUCAAGGCGACGACGCUGUACGACAGCCUCCCGCGCAUGGAGGUGCUCCUCCAGGACGUGGUGCUGGGCGGCUCCAGCCUUGGGCGGGAGGCGGUCCCCCACGCCUACGUCCUCACCUCCACCGUGUCCCCGUGGGCCGACGUCCCGCAUGGCUUCGGCAACGGUACCUGGAGGAAUCCGCGGCGACCGAGGGGGGGCACGUGA